UGAAUAAGAAUCACCGUCUCUCCCUCUCCAACUGGACCAACUCUCUCUCAACUCAACCAUCUUGUCCCUCUCCUCCACUCGUAACUCUCCCGGAAAAUUCCGUUGUUUUCCGAGAAAAUGCCCGAGCAGGAGGACGACGGCUCCGCGCACAACCACCCCAAGAGCCUGGCGAAUCCGCAGCCCGAGGCGGCGACCCCGAGGGAGUCUAUCAUGGACCUCGAUCUCGAUGUCUACAGUCCCUGGCCGAUGGAUCACCAGCUCCCCUUCGCCGCGAACCCCGCGUCUCCUCUUUUCUCGUCCACCACCGAGCAGCCCAGCUCCCCUCUCUGGGCCUUCUCCGACUGGUUCCAGGACAAGCUUGCCGCCGCAGCAGCCGGCGGGGGAUCCGCCGGGACCCGCCUCUCCGAUUGCUCUCGGUUUGUCACAUGCCAUCAAAAUUCGGAGACUGAAGCCCCUGCUGAGGCUAAUGAUCGUAAAAUGCUGCCAUCACCAUAUUGGGGGCUGACGGCAUUUGAAAAUCCUGAUGGAUACUGUAUAAUCAAAGAAAGGAUGACCCAGGCUCUUCGUUACUUCAAAGAAUCGACUGAACAGCAUGUUCUAGCUCAGGUUUGGGUACCAGUGAAGAAUGGUGGUCAGCACGUUCUUACCACUUCAGGGCAACCCUUUGUUCUCGGUCCAAUUACUGAUGGGCUUCACCAGUACAGAAUGGUGUCCCUGAUGUAUUUGUUUUCUGUGGAUGGGGAGAAUGAUGGAGUAUUGGGGCUUCCCGGUCGUGUUUUCCAGCAAAAGCUGCCUGAAUGGACUCCUAAUGUACAAUACUACACCAGUAAAGAAUAUUCAAGGCUUGAUCAUGCUGUUCAUUAUAAUGUUCGGGGAACCUUGGCUUUGCCCCUCUUCGAACCAUCGGGGCAAUCUUGUGUUGGUGUGCUUGAACUCAUAAUGACUACACAGAAGAUUAACUACGCACCGGAGGUUGAUAAAGUCUGCAAAGCACUUGAGGCAGUGAACUUGAAAAGUUCUGAAAUUCUGGAUCAUUCAAACCUACAGAUAUGCAAUGCAGGGCGGCACAAUGCAUUGGCUGAAAUUUUAGAGAUAUUGACAGUCGUAUGCGAAACCUACAAGCUACCUCUGGCUCAAACCUGGGUCCCAUGUUGGCAUGGCAGUGUUCUGGCUGAUGGUGGUGGCCUUAAAAAGAGUUGUUCUAGUUUUGAUGGUAGCUGCAUGGGACAAAUCUGCAUGUCCACAACUGAUGUGGCAUUUUAUGUUGUAGAUGCUCAUAUGUGGGGCUUUCGGGAAGCUUGUGUUGAGCAUCACUUACAAAAGGGUCAGGGGGUUGCUGGGAGGGCUUUCUUGUCCCAGAGCUCUUGCUUCUGCAAAGACAUCACCCAAUUUUGCAAGAACGAGUUCCCGUUAGUGCAUUACGCACGAAUGUUUGGGUUAACCAGUUGUUUUGCAAUCUGCUUACGAAGUAGUUAUACUGGAAAUGAUGAUUAUAUUUUAGAAUUUUUCCUACCCCCUGGCAUCGUCGACAGUAGUGAGCAACUGUCAUUGUUGAGCUCUUUAUUGUCUACAAUGAGGAAGCAUGUCAAGAGUCUUAUGGUUGCUUCUGGGAAAACACUUCAAAAGGAGGGCAAAUCAAUUGAAAUUAUUGAUGCUGUGCUGAAUGAGAGACUUGAUUCGAGAGUUGACGUUCUUCAAAUACCUACAAAUUACUUACCCAACAGAGGAGCAUCAAAGCCGUUAGAUUCAUCGAAGCAGCUGGUGGUGGAUGUCAUUGAUGCAACCAAUGAUGAAGUCAAUGCUGUUAUAGCAAUCGCAAGUGAGAAUGCUGUUACAUUUCCAGAAAAUAAUGUGAUGAAAAAGAAAUCUGAGAAGAAGCGUGGAAAGGCUGAGAAAUGUGUUAGCCUGGAGGUUCUUCAGCAAUAUUUCGCUGGCAGCCUUAAAGAUGCUGCAAAGAGCCUCGGCGUUUGCCCAACAACAAUGAAACGAAUCUGCAGACAGCACGGGAUUUCAAGGUGGCCGUCCCGCAAAAUUAACAAAGUCAACCGUUCUUUGUCUAAGUUGAAGCGUGUAAUUGAAUCUGUUCAAGGUGCUGAAGAAACAUUCAGGAUAAGUGCUUUAGCUACAAGUCCGCUUCCUGUUGCUGUUGGUUCCAUUUCGUGGCCUUCCAGCUUGAAAGGGUCCAAUGAGCAAAACCCACCUGAAGACAAAGCAUUUGAAGCACGAGGUGAAAGGAUGAAUCCGUCCCCAUCCAAGUUACCCGGAACUGAUGAAGAGGCUGCAACGCAAAAUAAAUCUCAUGAGAGGGUGCCUCCCGAGGAGCAGCUCUUGAACGAGCAUGGUGGGUUUCCACGAGAAUUUGCUGGAGCAUCAAACAGAUCUAAAUCUAAAAGUGUCGAGAGAGAACACAGUUCCAGUACACCCACCUCUCAUGGUUCGUGCCAAGGUAGUCCGGCAAAUGAAAGUUUGCCCGUGAAGGAUGAGUCUGGUUCUCCGCACAAUGAUCAAUGCAUAAAAAGAGGGGGCUCUCCAGAAAUGAUGUUUAAGUCAACAAAUGCGCUGAACUUCUCCGCUGCAUAUUCAGUGCCUGAUGCUCUAGCAGUUACAGGACUUCAAGAACCAUUUGGAGGAAUGCCGAUUGAGGAUACCGGAAGCUCAAAAGAUUUGAGAAAUCUGUGCCCAUCAGUUGCAGAUGCAGUUUUGGAAGAUCGGGUCCCAGAGUCCAGCUGGACGAAUCCCCCAUGCUCUGAUAUGGCUUCCAAGCAAGCGGCAACUUUUCUUAGAACAACGCCUGGCACUACACCUAGGCAAGACAUGACAAGUGUGACCAUUAAGGCUACGUACAGAGAAGACAUUAUAAGAUUUAGGAUCUCACUGAGUUCUAGCAUCGUGGAGCUGAGGGAACAAGUUGCGAAGAGGCUGAAGUUAGACGUGGGUACUUUUGAUAUCAAAUGCCUAGACGACGACCAUGAGUGGGUUUUGAUAGCCUGCGACGCAGACUGGCAAGAAUGCAUGGACAUCUCGCGAUCAUCUGGUUGUAAUAUGAUCAGGCUGUUAGUUCAUGAUGUGAUGGCGAGCCUGGGAAGCUCCUGUGAAAGCUCAGGAGAAUGACUCUUUGGAAUGUAAAUAUAGUUUGUCCGUUAUACCCCUUUCUUUUUGUUAAUGUGUCAGGUUAGAAUCAGAUUUUGGUUACAAAGAGAUUGUAUGCUCGCGAGUUGUGAAGAUUUUUUUGGAGAACUUAAGGUAAUUCUUCCUUUGUUAA
This is a messenger RNA of Rhodamnia argentea, 3262 nucleotides long. Its product is annotated as protein NLP7. Gene Ontology annotation, molecular function: DNA-binding transcription factor activity; protein binding. The transcript has 5 exons. The record is from RefSeq and is a predicted model, not a curated record. NCBI's taxonomy places the organism in Eukaryota, Viridiplantae, Streptophyta, Magnoliopsida, Myrtales, Myrtaceae. The coding region runs from base 118 to 3111 and encodes 997 amino acids.